Molecule: messenger RNA, 1019 nt
Organism: Terrapene triunguis (Three-toed box turtle)
Lineage: Eukaryota; Metazoa; Chordata; Testudines; Emydidae
Product: tetraspanin-1-like
Exons: 7
Coding region: 1-729 (242 amino acids)
Cellular component (GO): membrane
Source: RefSeq, a predicted model, not a curated record
AUGGGGUGCUUCUCCUUCCUGAAGAUGAUGAUGUUUGUGUUCAACGGCGUUAUAUUUCUGAGCGGCUUGGCCGUGCUGGGCAUCGGCAUCUGGGUGAAGGUGGAUGGAGGCUCCUUCGUGCAGAUCCUGGGGGCCGCCGCGCCCCAGCUGAUGCAGCUGAUCAACGUGGGGUACCUGUGCAUCGCUGUCGGCACCUUCCUGCUGCUCAUGGGCUUCCUGGGCUGCUGCGGGGCCAUGAAGGAGAGCAAGUGCAUGCUGCUGCUGUUCUUUGUCAUUAUCCUGAUUCUCUUCAUCGCUGAGGUCGCGGGGGCCGUCGUCGUCCUCGCCUUCUCCUCCGUGGCUGAUAUAUUCAUUGAGCACCUGAAAAACUGGGCUGUGAAAACUUUACGAGAGGAUUACGGGAGGCAGGACGACGUGACUGCAAUCUGGGACACAACCAUGAAGGAGCUGAAGUGCUGUGGCUUCAACAACUACAAGGAUUUCAACAGCUCCUACUUCUACCAAACUCACAGCCAGACUUAUCCCACAGGCUGCUGCCUGCCGCCCAAGCAUGAGUGCCUGGAAUCUGAACUGGACAGCACCAAGCAGGGCUGCUUGCAUGAGUUCCAGACCUUCCUGAGCAGGAACGGGAGGAUCGUUGGAGGGGUGGCGUUAGGAAUCGGUGUGCUCGAGCUGGCCGCAAUGGCCGUUUCCCUGGUUCUGUAUUGUCAGAUCAGUACGAGCGGCUGAAAAACAAGAUUUCCACCGGAAACACAAAACGCCUCUCCUGCCAUCCACAACUCCUCCUGCCUUUGCAUCUCCCUGAGGUUCACUGCGAGAGAAACCUAACUUUUCUUAUUAAUCGCUAAUCCCUAAUGUUUCCUGUUAAUCUGUAAUAGCGCUGAGCAAUCAGAUGGCUGCGACGCCAAUGAGACUACAGUGGGAAGUGGGAUGGUAUCUUUCCCAUGCUGUUUUUUGUGUCUGUUUCAAUGAUAAAUUCGAUCUGAUUUGUUUUUCUUGUGUGCGCAACAAGAAAUUAG